Messenger RNA from Ornithodoros turicata, 530 nucleotides. RefSeq lists its product as uncharacterized. The record is from RefSeq and is a predicted model, not a curated record. The transcript has 6 exons. NCBI's taxonomy places the organism in Eukaryota, Metazoa, Arthropoda, Arachnida, Ixodida, Argasidae. The coding region runs from base 93 to 530 and encodes 145 amino acids.
CACACUCCGGAUGAAUUCAUCGAUAUCAAUUCUCUUUUUCUUAUGUUUAUCGCAGUCAGCUUCGUUGGCCGGCAGUCACAUGAUAUACACCCAUGAUAUAUAGCCAUCUUUUACGAGAAAAUGUUCUGCUUAAAAUAUUUAUUUCAGAUGUCUACGCAAGCUUGCCACCUCCUCCACGAGACAUGACAGCCUCAGAUCAGUCUGUCACAGACAAGGCAUCCAUGUCCACACCAGCCUCACUCCAUGGAAUCAGACCAGAAACUGUGCAGCGUCAGCCCCACAUGGACACAGGAGAUUGGUCAGGGACAUGCUCAUUUGUGUUGGAAGAGGAAUGCCUGGGUGACCCAGAAAGCACAGAAACCGAGCCCACUGCAAUUCAGGAGCCAGGAGAUGAUGCUACACAUACAACAGGCACUGCAAGCACUUCAAGUGUAGCUACUGUCUUGCCUGUACCAUCAGAGAUACUACAACCAAUAGAGAACUCCAAUGUCCCGUCAGCAUCACAACCUUCCUCAAAAGAAAAGGUGUGA